AAUCAAAAAGAAAAAAAAAAUUGAAUGUCAGAAGAGAAGAGAAGAGAUGAGAUGAGAGAGAUAGUUGAAUGAGAGCAAAGACGCUGUCAUCUUUACCAGCUGCGUCAUCAUCAACCCACACAAGACACUCUCUUCUCUUAUUUUUUACUUCUCCUUCCUUUCACCAUCUCUUUAUAUUUUCCCGAGAAAAAAAUCGAAAAAGCUUUCUCUAGGUUUUUCUUGAUUUGUCUAUUACACAUCUCUCUCUUGCAUCGCUUGCUUCAUCUGUUUGGUCUCCUUCUUACUUUUUCUAGUAAAGUAAAAGAGAGAGAGAGAGAGAGAGAGAUUCAGACAUGGGGUUAGGGUUUUGAGGUGAGAGACAGAGAGAGAGACACACACACAAGUAUGCGUGAGUUACAUCCUUUUUGAGUGACCCUGGAUUCUCCACCGCCUAACGACCGCCGUCGCCGCCGCCGUCUCGACGAAGAAGACGACGAGCUUCCUCAAUAUGCUCCUCAAACAAUGGCGGAAGACGACGAAGCUCACCGCUUCCUACACCCUCCACCACCGCCGUCUUCUUCGAUGAGACGCCGCGCUACGUCGGAGGCGGCGGCGAACGGCGGCUGCGGCGAGAUAGUCGAGGUGCAAGGAGGCCACAUUGUGCGGUCCACGGGAAGGAAAGACCGGCACAGCAAAGUCUGCACGGCGAAAGGACCACGCGACCGGCGCGUGAGGCUAUCGGCUCACACGGCGAUUCAGUUCUACGAUGUCCAAGACCGGCUCGGCUUCGACCGACCGAGCAAAGCCGUUGACUGGCUCAUCAAAAAGGCCAAGACCUCCAUCGACGAGCUCGCUCAGCUUCCGCCGUGGGAUCCCGCCGACGCAAUUCGCAACGCCGCCGCUAACGCUAAACCGAGAAGAACCGCCGCGAAAGCUCGAGCCUCUCCGUCUCCGCCGCCGCAACAGCAACCGCAACAGCUUCAGUUCGGUAGAUUCGGCGGAGUAGCGGAGAACGAGUCGAGCUUUCUUCCGCCGUCGAUGGACUCAGAUUCCAUUGCUGACACUAUAAAGUCGUUCUUCCCGGUGGUCGGCUCUUCGACGGAAGCUCCUCCGCCUCAUCAGCUUAUGCACAACUACCACCACCACCAUCAUCAUCCGCCGGAUUUGCUUUCAAGAACCAAUAGCCAAAACCAAGAUCUCCGUCUCUCGCUGCAACCGUUCCCGGAUGGUCCACCGUCUCUUCUCCACCACCACCACCACCCCGUCGCAGAGCCUGUUCUGUUCUACGGGCAGAGCAACCCACUAGGGUACGACGGAUCGACGGGUGGUUGGGAGCAACAGUCGAUUCAGAGACUGGUGGCUUGGAACAGCGGCGGAAACGAUACAGGAAACGGAGGAAGGGGGUUUGUGUUUGCUCCUCCUCCUAAUCAUCCUACUUCAACGACGUCGUUUCAGCCAGUACUCGGCCAAGGCCAGCUUUAUUCUCAGAGGGGUCCCCUUCAGUCCAGUUACAGUCCCAUGAUCCGUGCUUGGUUUGAUCCUACUCACCACCAUCAAUCCAUCUCCACUGACGAUCUCAACCACCACAACCACCAUAUGCCUCCGCCAAUUGCUUCAGGUGAAUUCUCUUCCGGUUUUCGUAUACCAGCACGGUUUCAGGGUCAAGAAGAGGAGCAGCACGACGGUCUCACCAACAAACCGUCCUCUGCUUCUCGCCAUUGAUAACAACAUCCUCUUGUUCCAGGGCUUGUCAAGCUUGUCGGGACAUGGAAGGUUGUUUUGUAAUUCAUUGGCUUGAAACAAGGCAAGGAAAGGAUGAAGGUGUAGAGAAAGAAGAACAAGUGUGGCACACAGUCUCAGGUUCUUCUUCUUCUUCUUCCAAUGUCCUGACCUUACCAAUUGUAAUGUUCAUCUCUUUUUUUUACCAGUUAGACAAUGUUUUGUAGCUCAGUUAUGGUUAGAUUCUAAGGCUCCUUCUUGUUGUGUUCCGUCUGAAAAUCUUUUUUUUUGUUGUGUGUUGUAUCAUUAUCUUCCUCUUGUUACUGCAGUAGCAUGAUACUUGAGAAAUUGCAGUUCCCUGUUUUUUGUUGUGUGUAACUCCAUCCAUGGAUAUGCUUUAAUAAAGUCUUGAACUUUCUCUUUA
Raphanus sativus (radish) is the source of this 2122-nucleotide messenger RNA. RefSeq names its product transcription factor TCP4. Gene Ontology annotation, cellular component: nucleus. Gene Ontology annotation, biological process: regulation of secondary shoot formation. The record is from RefSeq and is a predicted model, not a curated record. Gene Ontology annotation, molecular function: DNA-binding transcription factor activity; sequence-specific DNA binding. Lineage: Eukaryota; Viridiplantae; Streptophyta; Magnoliopsida; Brassicales; Brassicaceae.